Messenger RNA from Ananas comosus (pineapple), 1076 nucleotides. Its product is annotated as allene oxide cyclase, chloroplastic-like. Bases 28 to 768 code for a protein of 246 amino acids. The transcript has 3 exons. The record is from RefSeq and is a predicted model, not a curated record. Gene Ontology annotation, biological process: jasmonic acid biosynthetic process. Gene Ontology annotation, molecular function: allene-oxide cyclase activity. NCBI's taxonomy places the organism in Eukaryota, Viridiplantae, Streptophyta, Magnoliopsida, Poales, Bromeliaceae.
AGGCGAAGCUCUCACCCCUCCCCUCCCAUGGCGACGGCCCUCAAAGCUCCCUCCCUCUCCCUCUCCUCCCCCACCACCCCCACCACCCACUCCCUCCCCAAAUCCCCCCUCCUCUUGUCGUUCCCGAGCACUUCCCUCUCCCAAUCCCCCAAAUUAGCGCUCUCCACGCGGAGAAACCCUAGCCCUACGGUUUCCGCCUCCCUCUUCUCCAAGGCGAAGCAAACGACCAGCGACUCGAGAUCAACGAAGGUGCAGGAGAUGCACGUGUACGAGAUCAACGAGAGGGAUCGGAGUAGCCCCGCGUACCUUCGCCUCUCCGGGAACGAGGUCAACUCCCUCGGCGAUCUCGUCCCCUUCUCCAACAAGCUGUACCACGGGAACCUGGAGAAGCGGCUGGGGAUCACGGCGGGGCUGUGCAUUUUGAUCCAGCACGUGCCGGAGCGGAACGGCGACCGCUACGAGGCGAUCUACAGCUUCUACUUCGGUGACUACGGCCACAUCUCCGUGCAGGGGCCGUACCUCACCUACGAGGAGUCGUACCUCGCGGUGACCGGCGGCUCCGGCGUGUUCGAGGGCGUGUAUGGGCAGGUCAAGCUGCAGCAGAUCGUGUUCCCUUUCAAGCUCUUCUAUACAUUCUACCUUCGCGGCAUUCCUGAGAUCCCACGCGAACUUUUGGACACGCCGGUGCCGCCCUCGCCCACCGUGGAGCCCACCCCGGACGCCAAGGCCGCCGAGCCCCACGCUGCAGUGAAGAAUUAUACCAAUUAGCGCGACGGCGGUGGCGGGGGAGACGGAAUUUUCAUCCUGUAUUGAAGACAAAAAAAGAGAAGGGACAAAAUAAAAUUGUAGAUUGUUGUAUGUUGGUUUUUAGUGUGGUGUAUUAGUAGUUGAUUAGUGCAGUAGCUAUUGUUCUGAUCGUGUUUCUGACCCUUUUUCUUCUUCUUCUUAUUUUUUUCCUAUUUUGGUUGGGCGAGGGUAUGUAUAAUUACUGGGCCUGUAGUUGCCUUUGUGGCCAUGUUUUGGACCUUUAAGAGAGAUCAAGCAGCUUAUAUUUAGGGUGCGUUUGGUUUGCACUA